AUGUGCUUCAGUGAGUACAUCGGAUACGGCUGCGGCCACACUACAGUUGCCGUCCUACGUCCUUGCCCGCUGACGACACAUCUUCACACGAACCCGGUGUGCCCCAGCCCGGCACAGCGCCCGACCCAGGUCCAUACCAUGUGUCCGUCGUGUGCUCGCAUCCUACACACCCGCUGGGUCGAGAUCGUCACGCUGGAACACCAGUGGAUGCACGAACGCGGCGUGUGCGGGUGUCCCGUGGUGUUCCCAGCUCUGCAGGAGCCAAGGAUUGUUGGUGGCGAGCGGCACGAGGCCGGCUAUAGCAGCGACGGCGGCGAGGAUCAACAGGUCCAGGCGAGCAACGCACAAACUGUUCAUAUUCCUUCGGGCACCGGACCUGUGAUGCUCGAUCCGGAGAGCUACUCCCGAGCCAUGCCGGGCAAGGAACAUGCUGUUGUUUUAGCACCAAAGGCCGUCAACAGCUCAAGCGAUACCCCGGCACACCCGAAGCCUAAAAACAAGGGCAAAGGCAAAACUAGAUCGAAGCACUCGGGACAGAAUACGAAAGCGAAGGCCAAUCAGAAUCAGAAACCCCAUGCGAUGGCUUGGAAUCGAAACAUCUCCCCUAUCGUCGACAUCACCCAAGACUACGGCACGGGGAACAAGAUCGCCGUGCGUCUCUCGUCUCAGUAUGGCGCCGAAUGGAUCCCGGAUCACGCGCAGCUGCACGCCGCGGGCAAGUGCGAGUGCGCCGUGGCGUUCGAGACGUAUAAGCCGCACUCGAUAACGGCGGUGGACCUCGCAGCCGCGCCCGAGUGGGACAUGCAGAAGCCCAUCAAGGCACUGCACACGCCGACCUUCCGCCGCAACGACCUGCUGAUAUGGAAGAUCAACGAGGCGAACCCCGGUAUGCCCCAGAUCCCGUGGCCCAUCCAAAUGGAGGAGUUCGGCUUCACAUGUUGCGCCGAGGCAGAGGCGUGUCUGGAGGAGCAAGAGAGAGCGGCAGCAGGUCAAGCCUCAAAGGAAGAUGAAUUGCUGCUCAGCCAGAUCCCGCAGUUUGGUCAACGAGGUCCGUUCCCCUAUCCCGCCGCCGCAUACGGCAUCGAGGGUGCUGCCCAUGGUGGCAAUGGCACCAGUGCGCAGCGCUCGGCGGCAGUGGGUCGGGAGCAGCAGCCCGCACACGAUUCCUUCAUUGCAAUUCCCAACGAACCCAUCUUCUGUCCGCAGGGAAUCCCGCUUGUUGGUUGGCCACUUGGCGCCGGCCCAGAAGGCGGUAGGGAGAAUUCGCACUCACCGGCGUGGAACAUGUGUUCCCUAUCUCGCCCCAGAAUCAAGAGAUCCUGCUCGUUGACCUUUUGA
This is a messenger RNA of Neoarthrinium moseri, 1338 nucleotides long. RefSeq lists its product as uncharacterized. NCBI's taxonomy places the organism in Eukaryota, Fungi, Ascomycota, Sordariomycetes, Amphisphaeriales, Apiosporaceae. The transcript has a single exon. Bases 1 to 1338 code for a protein of 445 amino acids. The record is from RefSeq and is a predicted model, not a curated record.